UACAUUAUUUCGGUGCAUUGUUGUUUACUGUUGUAACAAAAUUUCGACUUGCAAAAACUAAAUUUAAUAAUAAAAUAAAAAAAAUUAUAAUGGAUCGAAAACAUCAAUGCCCGAUAUGCGAAAAGAAAUUUUUUUAUGAAAGCCGUUUGCAAGUACACAUGCGAAUUCACACGAAUGAAAGGCCCUAUAAAUGCAAUUUGUGCCGAAAAAGCUUUUCGCAGAAAAGCAAUUUAACAUCUCAUAUGAAAGUGCACUCCGAUGAAAGACCAUUCAAGUGCAAUAGCUGUGAACAUAGCUAUAAACGGAAAAACGAGUUAGAACAACACAUGUACAGAAUGCAUCCUGAUGAGAUUUUAUCUAAAAUUCCAUCAAACGACCCGAGGAUAAUAAGCCGUAAAUGUAACUUCUGCUUAAAAGUUUGUCAGUCUCCCGCUGCUUUAAGAAUUCACUUGACAACUCACACUGGAGAGCGGCCAUUUUCGUGUAAUUUUUGCAACUGCACUUUCACUCAGAAAAGUGCUUUAAACAGACACAUCAGAAGAAUCCAUCCGAGAGAAAAAACUCCAUCUUGCUCCGAACAAUCUCAACAACAGGACAAAGAACAGAAAUUUUUAAAGGCCUCUUCUAAUAAAACAUCGUCUGCACUAAUAAGUACAAAUAACGAAAACAAGGAUGAUGAACAAUGUAAAGCAGACCACAAAGACGAUAUUCCUAGAUUGUCGGUAAUAGUAUUUCAAUGUCAUUUAUGUUCCUUCAGCACUCGGUCGAAUGAGAAAUGGUUAGAACAUAAGCAGUGCCACAUUGAAGACAUUCCUUCCACGUCCACGUUGGUUCGUAAAUUAAGCACUACUCGAUAUUGUUCUGAUGUUGGUUCGAUGAAAGCUCACUUCCACAAUCAAGACAGACCUGUGAAUUGGCUCUACUGCGGUUCGUCCGGUCUCAGCCCUUACCCGUCCCAGAGAUAUCCCGCAGAGAAGUAUACUCGCUCUUUCUGUCUAUACCCCGACCGAAAACAUCAAUGCCCGACAUGUGGCAAGAAAUGUCUUCAUAAACAGCAUUUGGAAAAGCACAUUCGAACUCAUACGGGCGAAAAGCCGUUUAAAUGCGAUUUGUGCGAAAAAACCUUUUCGGAUAAGAGCAAUUUGAUACAUCAUACGAAAGUGCACUCCGAUGAAAGCCGUUCAAGUGCGAGUACAAGGGCUGUGAAGAGCGUUUUAAACGGAAAUAUGAAAUAAAACAACACAUGUACUGUACAUAUGGCAUUCCGAUGAGAUUUUAUCUAAAAUUUCACCAAACGACCCAAAGAUAAUAAGCCGUAAAUGUAACAUAUGUACAAAAGUUUUUCCAUCUCCCGCUGCUUUAAAGAUUUACAUGAGAACUCACACUAAAAAGCGUUUAUUUUCGUGUAACGGCAGUUUCACUACCAAAUAUAAUUUAACACACACAUCAGAAGGAUCCAUUCGAAAGAGAAAACUCCAUCUUUCUCCAAAAUUGUGAAGAAUUCCUUGAAACUAUUAACGCCAACAUAGGAAUUAUCCAACAGGAAGAUUCCUCACAAGUGACAUUUUUCCCAGAAAUGGACGUGAAAGAAAUUAAAUUGGAAUGUCCGUUCUGUGGUGAACAAUUUUUCGACGACGUUUCGCUUAAAGAACGCGAAAGAAACUCCCAUCCGUUUGAUUAAUUAAUUCCGGACAACUAAUUUUCGAAAUUUAUUAAAUUAAUAAGAUAUCGGAUUAUUAAUAUUUUGAUAUCUAAUAACGGAGGAAAAAGUGAAUUAUCAGGACAAGAAGCUCAGUUACAGUUUGCGAUAUAUGUGAAAUCAUCUUAGAAAGUAUACAUCUAAUUUAAUUUAU
Messenger RNA from Centruroides sculpturatus (bark scorpion), 1853 nucleotides. RefSeq names its product zinc finger protein 665-like. The transcript has 8 exons. Lineage: Eukaryota; Metazoa; Arthropoda; Arachnida; Scorpiones; Buthidae. Gene Ontology annotation, cellular component: nucleus. The coding region runs from base 90 to 1235 and encodes 381 amino acids. The record is from RefSeq and is a predicted model, not a curated record.